AUGUUGUCGACCAAGUUAGUUUGCAUCGCACUGGUCAGCCUGGUUUUUGGCCAAGUUCAUUUGGUGGCCAGCGAGGAAACCAUUGCCGUUUGUCCCACCAACUUUACCCAGGUGGCGGAUAAGUGUCUCCUGGUGGAUGGUAGUUGGAAGAACUUCUACGAGGCGGAUCGCCAUUGUCGAUCCCUUAACGCCGGACUUUUGAGCAUAAGCAAUCCAACGGAGUUCAAUGCCAUCAACGAAUGGCUGCCGAUCGUUGCACCCUACCAGCCGGAGUUCUGGACAUCCGGAAAUAAGCUGGGCGGAACUGAAGAUUACUACUGGCAGAGCACUGGGAGGAAGGCAAUCUACCUUCCCUGGCAGGCUGGUCAACCCACUCCCACCACCGGUGAUUGCCUCAUACUGUUGGCCAACGUCACCAUGACUGCCGAAGGGACCACAUUGAGCGAGCAUCGCUUGUCCGUGAGGAACUGCACCAAAUGGGUACCCCACGUCUGCGAGGCCCCACUGCAAAUCUUCAAGACCCAGCUUUGCCUUAACACUACUGCUUUCUUCGAGGCCAAGGUGCCCGCUUAGGUCAAUCGAAGGGGCUCCUCCUAAUUGGCCAUGGUUGUUUGUUUUCCUAUAUGAUCAAUCGUUUUUAUAUGAAUACAAACAUUUAUGGUUUUAAAUAAAAAUUUAAAAAUUUGCAAAUUAA
This is a messenger RNA of Drosophila mauritiana, 694 nucleotides long. RefSeq names its product C-type lectin 37Da-like. Lineage: Eukaryota; Metazoa; Arthropoda; Insecta; Diptera; Drosophilidae. Bases 1 to 573 code for a protein of 190 amino acids. The transcript has a single exon. The record is from RefSeq and is a predicted model, not a curated record.